This is a messenger RNA of Canis lupus familiaris (dog), 735 nucleotides long. RefSeq names its product adiponectin, C1Q and collagen domain containing (gene ADIPOQ). Gene Ontology annotation, molecular function: protein binding. The record is from RefSeq and is marked provisional. Lineage: Eukaryota; Metazoa; Chordata; Mammalia; Carnivora; Canidae.
AUGCUGUUGCUACGAGCUGUUCUACUGCUACUAGUCCUGCCCGCUCACGGCCAGGACUCCGUGGCAGAAGGGCCUGGAGUCCUGCUUCCCCUGCCGAAGGGGGCCUGCCCAGGUUGGAUGGCAGGCAUCCCAGGGCAUCCUGGCCACAAUGGGACCCCAGGCCGUGAUGGCAGAGAUGGCACCCCUGGUGAAAAGGGUGAGAAAGGAGAUCCAGGUCUUGUUGGUCCUAAGGGUGACACUGGUGAAACUGGAGUAACUGGGGUUGAAGGUCCCCGAGGCUUUCCAGGAACCCCAGGAAGGAAAGGAGAACCUGGGGAAAGUGCCUAUGUACACCGUUCGGCAUUCAGUGUGGGGUUGGAGAGCCGGAUCACUGUCCCCAAUGUUCCCAUUCGCUUUACCAAAAUCUUCUACAAUCUGCAAAACCACUACGAUGGCACCACUGGAAAAUUUCACUGCAACAUUCCUGGGCUGUACUACUUCUCCUACCACAUCACAGUCUACUUGAAGGAUGUCAAGGUCAGCCUCUACAAGAAAGACAAGGCUAUGCUCUUCACCUAUGACCAGUACCAGGAGAAGAACGUGGACCAGGCCUCUGGCUCUGUGCUCCUUCAUCUGGAAGUGGGCGACCAAGUCUGGCUCCAGGUGUACGGGGAUGGGGACUCCUAUGGGAUCUACGCAGAUAACGUCAAUGACUCCACCUUUACGGGCUUCCUUCUCUACCAUGACACCAACUGA